UGUGCGAGCAGGAGGUUCUUUGUAACUUCCUGGACCCGUCAGUAUGGUUCACAGAAAACUGGUGUCAUCGGCUUUAGCCAUGGCUGGAAAGCCGGCGCGUUAGAAGCGUUUGUCCUCCGUCUCAGAGACGGAUCUGAGGUCUGCGACAACCCGUGUGAUCUGAUCCAGCCUUAGAGUGGGGAUGGCCACGUCCCAAGGCCCCACCAUCCUCUGGAGCCCAAUGGUGAUUGUGGAAGCUGCGGGUGGAGCCCUGCCCCAGGUUUCCCAGUACUCAGUGAAACCUGCCAACCAGGAAGAGGGCUGCGUGUCCUUUGAGGAUGUGGCUGUGUACUUCUCCUGGGAGGAAUGGACACUGCUUGAUGACUCUCAAAGGCUCCUGUACCAGACGGUGAUGACAGAAAUCUUCACACUGGUGUCCUCCCUGAGACUUGAACUUUCUGGGAUUCAGGAUUUGACUCAGGCGGAGUCUUGUGGAGAUCUCUCUGUGCCGGCACUGAGGUUCUUGACUCCAUGUUUAUGGACAGGUUGUUGGAUCAAAGUGGAGAGCGAGUCGUCCCCUAUUGAGCAGAGUCUGUCUGCAGAAGGAGGUGUUAGUUUAUCCACGCUGCAACAGCAAAUGCUGUGCUGUGCUGAGACACCCUUGCUAAGCACGGACAAUGUGACGAUCCUUCAGACCUCCAGUCUUCUCAGGCAUCAGGUGACUUCCAGUGGUAGGGACGCCCCAACGAACACUGAGAGCGGAGAGGCCAUUCAGAGCGAGAAGAAGAACUGCAAAUGCACUUACUGUGGCAAGAUCUUUACCAGUAUAUCCCACCUCAAUCGGCACUGGAAGAUACACACAGGAGAAAAGCCUUUCCAGUGCAGCGAGUGCGGGAAGUCCUUCAGCCAAAAGGCCUUUCUCAUUAAGCAUUUCAGAAUGCACACCGGAGAGAAGCCUUACAGGUGUGGUGAGUGUGGCAAAGCCUUCAAGCAUAAUAUCUCCCUUAUUUCCCAUCAGGGACUCCACACAGGAGAAAUGCCUUUUAAGUGCACUGAAUGUGGGAAAUCAUACAGGAGCAGAGAAGGCCUUAAGGUCCAUUAUCGGUUUCACACUGGCGAAAUGCCCUUUGAGUGUAGUGAAUGUGGCAAGUCGUACAGGAGCAGAGAGGGCCUUCUGAAUCAUUUCUACAGUCAUACUGCAGAGAAGCCUUUCAGCUGCGGUGAAUGUGGCAUGUAUUUCACCCAAAACUCCGAGCUCAUUGAACAUCUAACGGUUCACGGCAAGCCUUUCAAGUGCAACGAGUGUGGGCGAGUCUUUAAUUCCAGUUACAACUUCGUUAGACACAUGAAAGUGCACGUUGUAGCAAAGCAGUAUGCAUGCAGGGAGUGUGACAAAGUGUACUGCAGCAGUUCUAGCCUGUACAAACACCGGAAGAUUCAUGCGAGAUAAACCACUCAGGACAGCUCUAAGGGUACGACGUCCUUUGGCCAUCUCCAUGAACACUUGAAAUCUCAGCGAGACAAAAGAAGUGUUAAACGCUUCAAAGCAAAGGAGGGCAUCAUCUACCCACUCCAGCCCAGAAAAGUGAAGUUGUCACCGGACUUAGGCUGCAGUGUGAACCCUUGGAUUCUGGGGUAGGCUCUGAGCAGAGCAAAAAUGUUUUCUGAACAACAGGCCCAGCCCGCAUUGGUCUCUGGGUGUGGAGAUUGUAGGGAGUAGCUUCAGCCACUGGCAAACCUUCAGCCCUAGGACUGAACCUGACCUUAGAGAAGUUCCAAGAAUGGCUUUUGUGAAACACAGUCAUUGGAACUUCCUCCUCGAGUAGGUACAUCAGGACAUGAGGACUAUUGUCAUCUUUCUGUUCCCAAGGAGCUGAUGCCAGGGAGCUAAGUGAGAUGGCAGAGUUUCUGAUUUUGGAUGGCAUAGGAACAGAGUGGUUUAAUAAUGAGACAUGACUGCUCUUUUUGCUGAGUGUUGCAGUGCCCUGAAAUAAAUGUGUUUUUCUUCUCUGUAA
Rattus rattus (black rat) is the source of this 1994-nucleotide messenger RNA. Its product is annotated as zinc finger protein 419-like. Gene Ontology annotation, biological process: negative regulation of transcription by RNA polymerase II. The coding region runs from base 182 to 1429 and encodes 415 amino acids. NCBI's taxonomy places the organism in Eukaryota, Metazoa, Chordata, Mammalia, Rodentia, Muridae. The record is from RefSeq and is a predicted model, not a curated record. Gene Ontology annotation, molecular function: DNA-binding transcription repressor activity, RNA polymerase II-specific. The transcript is spliced from 5 exons.